AGCAGUAGUGAUAAGCUCAUCUAGAGAAGGCUGACUUAAUGUGCUUCAAAUUAGUUAUGUUCCCAAAGGAGUUUCUUUUUAUGCAUUAAUUAUUGUGUUUAAGCCGCCUAUAACUUUUGUGCCAUCCAAUGUGAGAUUAAAUUAUUAAUUCUAUUGCCAAGUUAAGGUGUCCUCUGGCUGAUGCACUGUCAGGUAUAAUGAAUAGGCAAUAAUGAAAUUUUUAGCUGUUAUAUCAUAUCUUUUGUUUGAGUUGGGUUGCUGCUUUUGAUUUGUUAAUUCACUCAUUUGUAUCAUGUCUCUGGUGUUUCUUGUUAGAAUGAAUCUCUACAUUUUAUGGUUUGGCAUUUCAAUGUGUUUUCAGGAAAAACUUUAUAAUUGGAUAAGGAGACAACAAGAGGGAGGGUCGAGGGUAAUGACAUUGGAUAUACUCAAUUAUCUUCAGAAUGAACUGGAAUACUGUGGAGAGGAACCCACCAUGUCACCUAGAGCACCAGCACAACAACAGCAUUCCCAGCCUGCAAUGCAGUUCACAAAUACCAGCUUCAUGGUCUCUUCAGGCCCGUCUGGCCAAAUUGCUGGGCAGGGAGCUCGUCCAGAAAAUUCGGAUCAACAGCCCAAGAAUACAGUUUUCUCAAAUGCUUUAUCAAGCCCCAUUCGGCGGUGUCUUCAGAAUUAUCACAUUUCACAGGGAGGUUACUAUUCAAAUGGUGGUUUACCUUCAGGAACUGGUGCUAGGAACAACGAAUCCAACUUUCUUCAGCACCAGAAUAGGGAUCCCAAUCCUCUGAGUUCCAAUGAUUCCUCAAUGGAUAUGCAUGCUGAUAGUCCUGCCCAUGAAUCAACCUACUGAAUUGCUCAGGUAACCCAUUUCAAAAGCUCUUUUUCUUGUGGUUAGGAAAUAUCUGCAUUUAAGGCUUACAACCUCAUAUGGCUUUCACAAAAGAGAUGAAAGCACAACAUGAAGAUGGUUACUUCAUACAGUAAUAAACACAUGAUUGUGAUGACUUGAGUGUGGAGAACAGCGUGAUUGUGUGUUCUCAUUGAGAAGGAUGCGCGAGCACCACAGCCUGGCAGUUUAUGUUUUAUCAUCUUGGGCAUAAAAUCAUAUGUAAAGCAAUUUGUAGAAUUCAUUCUACAACUUAUAGACUGCAAAAGUUUGUUUAAUUAUCUCUUUUCUGCUCUUUUCAACAUUUAAAUUUUGCGCUAUGAUGUGUGUUUAUCAGGAUGCCUGACAUGUAUCGUCAAAAUUCUUUUGUUCGCUUCAUAAAGUAUAUGCUGGCAGAUUCUGGUUAGUGGAAUUGCAUAUAAUUGCUGGC
This is a messenger RNA of Rubroshorea leprosula, 1316 nucleotides long. Lineage: Eukaryota; Viridiplantae; Streptophyta; Magnoliopsida; Malvales; Dipterocarpaceae. The record is from the annotation of a GenBank genome assembly.